AUGAAUUCAAUAUCAAUCAUCACUAUUUUAAUAAUUUUAAUUAAUUCAACAAUAAUAAUUCAAGGUAUACCAGAUGUAUCCAAUUCAUUCCUUGGAGUUGAUGAUCCAGGUGUUUCACAUUUCCCUUUAUAUCUUGGAUUAAAGAUGCAUAUUCGAUGCUACACCAAUGUGACACGUGCCAAUCAGUAUGGACCUAUUGCUCUGUUUGAUUCUGGCGUUCCAUUCUACUCGACUGCUUGGGUAUCAAUCAUUCCGUCGGUCCUCUUAAACAUGCCGUCUUGGAAUAUUAGUAAAGCAUGUUUUAUCGAUCGUUAUGGAUACGGAUGGUCAGAUUCUGCUCCAUUGCCAGUCACCACUCAAGACUAUGUCGGUCGUCUUCGUGAAUCACUCUUGGUGGCUGGACUAUUUACUGGUAAAUACAUUCUCGUUGGGUGGUCUUGGGGAUCCAUCUUUGUUCAAACCUACUCGAUGACUUAUCCAGAUGAAGUUGUGGGUAUACUCAGCAUCGAUGGAACUGAUAGUCAAUGGGGAUUCAUCCCAUCCAACCAGCAAGUGGUUAUCAACUUUACCAACACGGUCGCAUACCUUACCAACAGCAACUCUCUCUCCGAGUUUGUAAAUGCUGACGAAUCAUACUCUCGUUCCUAUGGAUGGUUUCCAAAUACACUAAGAGAAGGCCUAGGAGGAUUCACCAAUUGUUCAAUCGAUGCAUCUCAACAAAUCUUUAUGACCAACAAAUUCCUAAAGACAGCCGUUCAAGAACUCAACAUUAUGGUCAUCUCUUCAGCCAUUCUCAACUUUACCUAUACUCUCAAAGCAUCACCAACACCACUUGGGGAUCUUCCCUAUGUCAAUAUCUACAGUUCCUACCACAAUGAUCCUGAUUGGACCAAUCGCCAAAUCCACAUGGCAUCACUCUCUUCCAACUCUAUCGCCAUGCAGUUUUCAACUGGUCAUUUCUAUACAUUUGACAAUCCAACUGCUAUUGUAUCGGCCAUCUCUGCUCUUUCCAACAAGAUUGCAAUCAAAUUACAAUCAACUGGGUGCUAA
Molecule: messenger RNA, 1050 nt
Organism: Cavenderia fasciculata
Lineage: Eukaryota; Evosea; Eumycetozoa; Acytosteliales; Cavenderiaceae
Exons: 1
Coding region: 1-1050 (349 amino acids)
Source: RefSeq, a predicted model, not a curated record